Elephantulus edwardii (Cape elephant shrew) is the source of this 474-nucleotide messenger RNA. RefSeq names its product lymphocyte antigen 6 complex, locus G5C (gene LY6G5C). The record is from RefSeq and is a predicted model, not a curated record. The transcript is spliced from 3 exons. Gene Ontology annotation, cellular component: external side of plasma membrane. Lineage: Eukaryota; Metazoa; Chordata; Mammalia; Macroscelidea; Macroscelididae. Bases 1 to 474 code for a protein of 157 amino acids.
AUGUAUUUCAUGGAGUGCCCUACAGGUAGCAGGAGUCUAGGACCCCCAGGCUCCCGCAGCAAGCCCUGUGUCCUGUGCGUGGUGCUCUUAUUAAUGUUGGCCAUGAAGAGUUCAGUGUUAGUGUCAGUGCUCCCCUGUAUUCUAGGUAAGUUUGCCGUCCUCAGUCAGGAACUCCCUGCUCCACCUGAGUUUUCCAAAUACCUGCGCUGCUAUCGUUGCCUCUUUGAGACCAAGAAGUUGGGAUGCCUUCUGGGAUCGGACAUCUGCCUCGUCCCAAAGGGCAGCAGCUGCAUCACAAUCCACAUAAGGAACAGCAGUACUGAGUUCAUGGUGAGUGACUGCUGUCGCAAUGAACAGAUGCGUGAAUGCUCACAUACCCGAAUUUCGCCAGUGUUUGGCUUCUGGAUAUACUCUCGAUGCUGCUUCAUGGAUUUCUGCAAUGAUCCUCAGAACAGGGAGCUCCAUAAUUCUUAG